UUGAAAACAAAUCAACACAUGCUUACCUCGUAAACUUAAAAAUCCCUUUCAAAAACAAUGUCAACGAUUGCCAUUCCCGAAGAUUUCGACUUUUGUGUCAAAUUUGAAGUUCCUCCGGAUUACGCGCCUCCCGAAACAUACGAAGAUCAGGAAAAUUGCAUCGAAUAUCCGAACAUCAACACUUCUCAGUAUCGUCAGAAGCCGGCAGAACAUUUUUUGGACCUCUUACCUUUCUAUCAAUGCUUGUCACGAAACUCCGAGGGCACAACAAUUGUCGCUUCGAACUCUUACAACACCCGACGAUGGAACGGAUCGAUUUUUGGCUUCGAUAAUGUCGACGAGGAACGACCUGUGCUUGAAACACGCGAAGUUGCGUUCAAAGUUUCGGCAGAUUCGACAAUUUCUGAUAUGAAAUUUAUCGAUGAUACGACGUUCGCGCUAACCGAAAGUAAUGGUCAAGUCACUUUAUUCAGCACGAGAUCCGUGAUGCGAGAAACUCCGGAGAACAAAUAUUGCCUUUUUCGUGUGGGACAAAAGACCGAACAUCGAGGAUACGCGAAUUGUCUCGAGAUUUUCCACAAAAAUCCGCAAAAAAUGAUCACGGGAGACAGUUACGGUUGGUUAAUUACUUGGGAUUUGGGAAAUGCUGACUUGACAUCGACGCAAAAAAUUAGAUUCGCUCAUUCCGAUGCCAUUAACGACAUUUCAGCGGAUCCAAAAUCCGAAGAUUGCUUCGUCACAGCGUCAAACGACAAAAAUUUGUAUCAUUUUGACAUGCGAGAUCCGAGACCGUGCACAGCCCUUAUGGAAGCGCAUGGAUAUCAACUAAAAUCCUGCAAGCAUUUGAACGAUCAUCAGUUGUUAGUUGGCGAUCAGAAGGGAUUCGCUUAUGUUGUUGACACAAAAAUGCCGAAAGAAGUUCUCACGCAGAAGGAAAUCAACGACAGAGCAGUUCAUAAAUUUUUCGUCAAGGGAGAAAAUGUCGUUGCUUUGACAGAUUCUAAUCGACUUUCGGUGCAACAAUUUAAUGGAAAGGAAAUUUUGACGGUUUUGGAUGCAACUGAAGCUCCAAAUUUCCUUCGAUCAGCAACUUGGAUUAAUGAAAAUGAGUUUUAUGUCGCUGGAUGGAGUAAUUACAUGCAAAAAUACAAGAUUUAAAAUUAUUUUUUAAUAAAUGAAUGAAGAAUGUUAGAAAAAAAAUAUUUUUUUAAGAAAAAUUAAUUUGUACGAUUUUUGUAUGGAAACA
This is a messenger RNA of Culicoides brevitarsis, 1246 nucleotides long. RefSeq lists its product as uncharacterized. Lineage: Eukaryota; Metazoa; Arthropoda; Insecta; Diptera; Ceratopogonidae. Gene Ontology annotation, molecular function: protein binding. The record is from RefSeq and is a predicted model, not a curated record. The coding region runs from base 58 to 1158 and encodes 366 amino acids. Gene Ontology annotation, biological process: oocyte axis specification. The transcript has 2 exons. Gene Ontology annotation, cellular component: methylosome.